AUGGUCUUUGACUGGCAAACUGCCUAUCAAACGCACCUUCAGAAUGAACAUGGAAAAUCGCGCAUGAAUAUUGAGGAAGCAAAGGUUGAACUCUGCCCCCAGCUGGUAUUCGCGUGCGGUUUUGAGAACUGUCAACAAGUAUUUGAAGCGAGCGACGGAGACGAUACGUCCGAAACACUCAGAAAUUAUUACGAUCACAUUAUGACGCACUUUGAGGAGGGCGACAACAGCAGCUGCUGGCGUUACUCCACAAGGAUUCGCAAUCUUUUGCGACAACACCAAGUUACUGCCUUGUUAAUGGAGGCGUGGCCUGGAAUGGAAACAACGCAACUCGAAUGGGAGCCUCGAACAAGCAUGACAGCCCGGAAACUUCUGGAGGCAAGGCAUCUUGAAGACUUACCGCUCUUACUUCGCUUCGUCGUCGCGCUUGGCUCCAAGAGUGAAGAUCUAAGGGAGUUUGAAGGCACCGUAAACCUGCCUCUCAAGUCAGCAUGUCCCAGAGCCCAGCGCCAGAAAGAAAGUUUCCAUAUGGCUAGCGAGUGGUACCCACGACGAGUUCCCGAAACGGGCACCAUCGGCCGGCUCGAAGUUUUUGCUAGCCAGACUGGCUUUGAAUCGAACAACGACCCGCAAUAUUGGUACCGCAAUCUGGAAAUUGUUGCCCUUCUGGGUGGCUUUAAGGUGGCGACUCCGCCCGGUCUCAGGUUCACUUACAAAAAGGUUGCAUUUGCAACCACAGAUGACUCAAAUCAGCCAGAAGAGAAUGCAUUGAUGGCCCAGUUUGCAGAAACUUUCAACAGCAAUAUGGCUAAUCUUAGAGACGACAACGGGGAAGUGGACACGGCGAUAUUACACAAGGCAAUACGGCUACUUGAGUCCGUAAAGACUGUGGAAAACAAAGAUGCACUCCCAUCGCAUCUGAUGACACCACAGGAGCGGGGCACCACUUUUCUUCAAAAGGUUCCCCAUGAUCUGACGGACAAGUACAAGGAUAUGAACUGUUACAAGGCCGAGGAUCAGGCACUUCCAAAUAAGCCCUUAAAGAGUUCAAGCUGGCCGACUGUUGGAAAUGGCAACUGGGGGCAACAGAAUAUCUCGUCAGCCAGGAACACUCUGUGA
Molecule: messenger RNA, 1119 nt
Organism: Pochonia chlamydosporia 170
Lineage: Eukaryota; Fungi; Ascomycota; Sordariomycetes; Hypocreales; Clavicipitaceae
Product: zinc finger domain-containing protein
Exons: 5
Coding region: 1-1119 (372 amino acids)
Source: RefSeq, a predicted model, not a curated record